Saprolegnia parasitica CBS 223.65 is the source of this 400-nucleotide messenger RNA. RefSeq lists its product as hypothetical. The transcript is spliced from 3 exons. Lineage: Eukaryota; Oomycota; Saprolegniomycetes; Saprolegniales; Saprolegniaceae. The record is from RefSeq and is a predicted model, not a curated record. The coding region runs from base 41 to 343 and encodes 100 amino acids.
CGGUGGCGUGGAAAGUGCAAUUUCAGAACGACCACAAGGUAUGGCGGCGCUGAGCUUGGAGGAGAAGGCGUGGUGCGACCAGCGCGAGAAGGACCUGCGCGAGUACAGCGCGCUGGGUGCUGCUGGCGGCGCCAUUGUGAGCUCCAGCGUCACGUUUGUGGGCCGCUUCCCGCGCCCGUACCAGAUUGCGACGAUCCUCGGGUCUGCUGUCAUUGGCAGCAUCUCGGGCUACCUCUAUGCAGACAACAAGGCGCUCGAGCGCAUCAACGAUCUCAGUGCGACCUCGGAGCUCCGCAAGCAGUUCCGCAAGCUGCAGCACGCCAAGCAGGCAGGCAAAGAGUAAGACAUCAAUAGACACUGUCGAUGCUACCGUCUACCCACGAUGUCGGUUUGGACGAUA